Molecule: messenger RNA, 3441 nt
Organism: Coturnix japonica (Japanese quail)
Lineage: Eukaryota; Metazoa; Chordata; Aves; Galliformes; Phasianidae
Source: RefSeq, a predicted model, not a curated record
AGAUUUUUAUUUCCUGGCAAAGCAAACCUGGGAUCAGGCAAACUGAAUGGAAAUUCUCCUUAGUUAUCAUUUUCUGAUUACAUUUGAAUGCAUGAUCAGUAAUUGCCUGUCAGUCAGCUUCAUUCAAAUACUGCUGUAGUGCCUUAGCAGAAUAUCCCCAGGUGCCCUUAACUGCUCAGGAAAAUACCAUAGCUGCAGCAGAGGCCAAAUGUUAUUGAGACGCUUUCUGUACUCGGGUGCAGAAUACUAACUUCUAGUGCUGUAAGCUAACACUCGCUUUGAAGUGAAAAAGACAGCUUAGGAAAUUCAGAGUGGAAAGAAAAUGGCAGAGAAAUCUGUUUGGAAAGAAGAGAAGGUUGUCCUCAUUUACAAACACAUUCUUCCAUACUAAGCCCCUAUUCCCAUCACUUCUUUUUUUUUAUGUGUGUGGACUGUACCAAUAAGCAGGUUGAGUAUUUGCCUGGGGGGAGAGGAUGGUUUUCUUUCCUGUUGAGUAUUUCUUUGUGUCUUUUCCAGUAAGAGAUGCUGCAUAUACUGGCAUAUGAAGUAUAAUAGGGAGCAGUGGUGUCUUGGUGCAGAAAAGCCAUCACUUCUGUGCUCAGUUUUUACUGCACAGAACCUUUACUGGUAAGAAACAUUACCCCCAGCUUCCUCAUUUGUGUCAGAGUUUGAGAUUUACUUUCACCCAAUUAAUUCCCUGGAUAUGGAGCUCAGUUAUCAGCCUUAUUCAUAUUCAUUUUGAACUUAGAAGAGUUUUAAAUAAUUUGUAAGCCUUGAAAAGAGCACUUCUUCCUCCAUCACCCACAGCUGGUUUUCCUGAUGCUUGUGCUCUUUAGCAGCAAGAGCAAGACGGUGCCUUUAGAUAAUGAAGAAAUACUAAAUUUUGAAUUCUGACUUGUUUUCCCUGGAACAGCAUUAGGAAAUUUAAGAGGUUUGAGUGCCAGGUGGAGAUUAGAGGAAGAAAAUGCAAUUGAAAACAGGAAGGAGAGAGAGGCAGGCUCCAACCCACCUUCAUACCAUUUCUCCCCAAGUGGAGAAGGGCACUGUCAGCAUUUGACCUGCCACAUGGUACUUGUAGUUCUGCAGAACUGCCAAGCAAGUAUGUUGUUUUUUACAGCUGAUGAUUUUCUAAAGCCUUUAAAAGAAAACAUGCUGGAGAGUUUAAACAGGGGAAGAGGGUGCAGGGGAACUGGGGUAAGCGAUCAAGCAUUCCUAACGCGUGCCUCCUGCUGCUUUGUUGGACAGUUCUCCACAUGCCUGUAAUUCAGCUGCCUGGAAACAGACUCUGCUGAGCCACUGCAGGGCACCGACACAUUCUCUGCCAGAGAUGGGUGCAGAUAGAGGAAAGCAACUGCAGACUUGCCAGGUAAACAUCCACGUGCUGUAUUUGUUUGCCCUGCUCCAGGGCCAUCUGCUCUUGCAGCCAGUACUGUAUCUCUGCAGUUCAUCCGGACAGGGCAUCGAUGCAGUCUGUGAGGAUGGGAGUGAACCCUCACUGCUACUUCUGAUUGUAGAGCUGCAGUCUCUCCCAUCUCAGUUGCCCUUUCACACUUGUGAAAGUUCUGUCCAGAACUGGGACACUGACACCAAAUGGACUUUGGGGGAGCUGUGGAAUAGCAUGUGCACCGUGGAGCAAAGAGAUUAAAUGCCCGUUGGGGUGACUAAAUCUGCUAGCCUCUCCUGUUGCAAAGCAAGAGAUCAUUAUCUUCUAUUCAAGUCAGGCACAUGACAAGUAAAGUCUCACCAGAUCCACAGUUCAGCAGAGAAAGAAGAACAUUUGGUGUUCCUCUAGAAGUUCUCACAAAGAAUGCAACACAGUGUGGAGUCCCCUUUCUUGUCACACAGAUGGUGGAGUAUCUGGAAGUAUUUGGUCUGCAGCGUGUUGGUAUAUUUCGAAUCAGUGGCUCAGUGAAUAAAAUCAAGGAGCUGAAGCAGAAGUACAAUCAGGGAGAAAAAGUAGACCUCAUUAAUCAUGGAGAUGUUGAUUCUGUGGCCAGCCUUCUGAAACUGUUUCUAAAUGAGCUGCCAGUGGCUGUUCUUCCAGACAACAUCUGUACUGGCAUGCUAAAAACUUUCCAAGAGCACAGAAUUGACACAACAGAAUGCAUAAAGAAUCUGAGACAGUUAAUUAGCUGCCUUCCCAAAGCACAUCAAAACCUUCUCCAGUUCCUGUCUGCCUUCCUGUUAAAGGUAGCAACGUACAGCGCAGUGAAUUGCAUGACUCUGGAAAAUUUGGCCAUUGUGUUUGGACCUGCUCUUUUCAAGAUUCCUGUCAGUCCGUUGGCUUGUGAAGAACAAAGGCUUUACAAUGGCCUCCUGCUGUAUUUGCUUCAGCACUAUGAGAUGCUUUUUGUCGAUGUAAACCCUUGUUUCUCAGCAAGACAAGCAGAUGGCCUCCAGGAAAAAUCGGCAGACUUCUAUAAUGCUAAGUCAUGAUUCAUAUGCAGAGCAAGUUCUAUAUCUGCAAGGAGAAUGCUGGGACUGUUGUUCUUCAUGGAAAACCUCUCCAUAUUUAAAAACAAAAAAUACCCUGAAAAAUUCUGUCUAAUCAUAAGUACAGAGAACAGAAGACACCAAUGUAAGGAUGUUUAUGAAAUGAUUCCAAAUCUAAAACUCCAGUCAAUUCACGCAGACAGCAUCGAAGCACACACUUCUACUUUUCAUUGUACUCUCCUAUGUGAACUCUCCUUUGAGAAUCCCUGAAACACGUACUCAGAUGAGUGUGCAAGACCAUCCAACUGUAUCUGCUUCUGCUCACAGUAACUAUGUACUCUUACAGUAGCAAGAGGAAAUUGGAAAGGUAUUGGAAAAGCCAAGAGACUUGGCAUUCUAUUUCAGUGACUUUGUUUUAGAAGGAACUUCACUCCCUGUAUUUCUGCAAAAUGUCACAGUCUGUCUGGGCUUGUGGUGAUGUGGGAAAGAAUUUUUCUGGAAAAAUCCUUUCAAGUUCUUUAAUAAAAGGCCAGAUGAAGCAUAGCCGUGAGGCACACUCCUGCUCUGAGGUAAGCUUAUGAAAGAAAUCCCAUCUGUGGUGAGGAGGGAAUUCAGAAUUCUGUGGUUGAUCUUGUUUUUGUAAUUUCUGGCAGGAAAUCCAGCAUAUUGGAUAGGUACCCUCCAUCUUUCAUAAUAUAACAGUUGCUGAAAGUCCACUAAACGAGAAACAUCAAAGUUAGGUUUACAAAGUAAACAUAUUCAACGUGCAUGAACCAGUUCCAGCAAAGCAAGCAAAAAGUGAAAUGGCAAAUGUGGCUCAGAUCCCUUGUUGCUUCCUGGAAAUGAAACUUGCUUUUAUUGGCUGUUUCUCUUGAAGUAACUUGAAGGAAUUACGCUGGUGUUUGCAUUUUCAGCUAUUUGAUGUGAGGGAUCUUUUUAUUGUUGCUGGGGUGUGCUUUUUGUAGAAGAUUACACCAUAGAAGCUAAUUAAAUUAUAAAUCAAACCUU